AAUGCUGGGCUGGUACCUUUGGUGAUGGUUGUACAGAGACCUGCCCUCCAAAUAAGUAUGGAAUAUUUUGCGUAGAGGAUUGCAACUGCACAGCCUUUGAAAUAUGCGAUGGGGCAAAAGGGUGUAUAAAUGCUGGCAGAAGGACUUCUAAACCGUUUGAAGUUGAUGUUUCUUUCACAUCAUUCAGACACACCACAGAAGGGAACACAGUCACGUAUUCCUCUCAACAGUUUAAUAUAUUGUAUGUAUGGAUACCAAUAACUGGUGUUCUUUUUCUUGCUAUUGUCUCCUGUGGAGUGAUCGGAUGGACUAGAUAUUAUAAAAUAAGACAAAGACACAGUAAUCAAGGUCCUUAUUCUCAACCUUUACCACGUGACGUAGAAUUAAUUUCUGUACCAGAACAAGAACGAUAUGAACAGCUAAUGGAUAAUAAUCGUCCUGAUUUUAAACGCAUGCAAAAAAUCAAAAACAUUCAACAACAGAUCAGAAGUGAGGAGGAAUACCUAGAACCACUGACAUCAAAUGAUGGCUAUAUUUCUAUAGAAGAAGAACCUUGCGAGCCCAAUGAAGACAGAUAUGAGAAACCCGAGGAGCAAAAACAGGAUAAUUAUUUACAACCUGUAUCAGACGGUUACACAGUUGUUACUACGGACUUACAAUCAGUUGACAAUUUGGAAAGCACUAAGAAGAAUUACCGUGAUCAGAGAAAGAAAGCAAAUUCCAAUAGGCUUCCUCAAGAUGUUGAAGAAUUUAUGAGAACCUGCACUUCAUCCAUCUUCUCUGUGAUAUAUGCACUGCCUUUGGAAGAUGUGGAUCUAUCCAUCAUUGGACCAAGAAUGAAAACACCAUUAUCAACCUCUAGGAAGAUGAAAGAGGAAGACCCUCCUAUAACAAACCGAGUACCAUUUGUGACUCAAAGUUUGGGCCGCAACGCUCACCUGAGUCAUCUGAGUGUCCCUGUCCUCGUCAUCGGCACAUUUCCCCAUAUAUUCCAAA
Messenger RNA from Saccostrea cuccullata (small rock oyster), 996 nucleotides. RefSeq lists its product as uncharacterized. The record is from RefSeq and is a predicted model, not a curated record. Lineage: Eukaryota; Metazoa; Mollusca; Bivalvia; Ostreida; Ostreidae. The annotation marks the transcript as partial. The transcript is spliced from 4 exons.